This is a messenger RNA of Prunus dulcis (almond), 2045 nucleotides long. RefSeq lists its product as uncharacterized. Gene Ontology annotation, cellular component: membrane. Lineage: Eukaryota; Viridiplantae; Streptophyta; Magnoliopsida; Rosales; Rosaceae. The coding region runs from base 346 to 1734 and encodes 462 amino acids. Gene Ontology annotation, molecular function: fluoride transmembrane transporter activity. The record is from RefSeq and is a predicted model, not a curated record. The transcript is spliced from 7 exons. Gene Ontology annotation, biological process: fluoride transmembrane transport.
AUUGAAAAUUCACGUAGCAAAAAUCAAAGAUGUGAACAGAAGCAGUGCCGUGCCUGAAAUCCCAAAAACCCAUCUGAUCCCAAAGCCUCUCUUCAUCCGCUCAACCAUUCAAAACCUUCGCUUUGAUUCUCAGACUUCCACUUUGAAUUCCCACAAUCCCUGUUUUUUCUUUUAUCUUUGUUUAUAUUUGUUUUCCUUUGAACUUCGCCCAUUGCCGCCGUCCUCACCUCUCUGGCCUCCGUUGAAGACGAAACUCGCAAACCCAAUUCACGGUUUUGAAUCUGGACACCUUUUGCCGCGUCCACAGAAUCACUGUCACCCCAAGAGGAAUAAAGUGCAACGGUUAUGGAGGGAGGGUACCGUGGGACUAAUGACUCUGAACUCAGACGAAGUGUAUCAAAUGAUCGAACAAGCAGUGCCACGUCUUCAUUAAGGAGGCGUUCUUUUAGUUUAUCAGGUGCUCAGCCUUCCCAAAUAGAUGAUGACAUUGAAAGUGAGCGUGUUUCAGAGGCAGGAGAUAUAGGGGAUCGGGCUCUUCACAGCAACAGGCACAGUGAGAGUGGCAGCAUCCGCUUGUUGCCUUCAGAGGAUAUUCAACUGCAAUCCUAUGGGUUCUGGGGUCGUGAUCCGGUUACAUCCACUGCAAUAUCCCCUGUCUCACCCUUGCCAGAGGAAAUCAUAUCUCCUCUUUCCACUGAUGCAGUCGUAUGCCAUGAGGACAAAAAGCAAGAAACCACAACAAAGUUGCCAAAAUUGUUGGAGUAUGGUUCAUGUAUGACUCAUUUAGCCGUUUUUGGCAUUCUUGGGGUGUUAACGAGAUAUCUGCUGCAAAAGUUGUUUGGCCCCGGAGUUGUUGGUGUAACAAGCAACCAAACCAUUCUCUACCUCGACCUUCCUUCUAAUAUGGUUGGUUCUUUCUUGAUGGGGUGGUUUGGUGUUGUUUUCAAAGGAGAUAUUUCAUAUGUGUCAGAUCAUUUGGCCAUUGGAUUAUCAACCGGUUACUUGGGAAGCCUUACAACUUUCAGUGGGUGGAACCAGAAAAUGCUUGAACUCAGUGUUGAAGGCCAUUGGGUUUUUGUUCUGCUGGGUUUCUUAAUAGGUCUGUUUCUUGCGGCCUACUCCAUCAUUGUUGGGGUAGAGACAGCUAAGGGUUUUAGGCAGCUUCUUGAAAGGAGUUCAGGAUGUGGUAUAACUAGCUCUGGCACAAGCUGGAGGGUUGACAGCCACAAGCGUCACUUGGUAGUUUUAGCUGUGUUUUCGCUGAUGCUAGUUUCUCUAUGGAGUGUAAGUGGAGUAUUGCUAAGGGAGGAGUUUAGCAGUGACAGCAGUGAGGCGCAACUAUGGUUGGCUUGCAUAGUUGGACCUCUAGGUGUGUGGAUCAGGUGGUUCUUAGCCAGGCUCAAUGGACGUGGAUUAGGCAGGAUGGGGUUGUUGAAAUGGUUUCCAUUUGGUACUCUAAUUGCCAAUGUUUCUGCAGCUUGUGUCAUGGCAGCUCUGUCUACUGUGAAGAAAGAGGUGGAUACUAAGACGUGUGAUAUUGUUGCAACAGGCAUACAAUUUGGAUUGCUGGGCUGCCUGAGUACCGUUUCUACCUUCAUUGCUGAGUUCAAUGCAAUGAGAGAAAGCAAAUACCCCUGGAGAGCAUACACAUAUGCCAUGGUUACGAUAUGUACCUCGUUUGGUUUGGGGACCCUGAUAUAUUCUGUACCUGUUUGGACAAAGGGAUACAAGUAGCAUGCUCGGGACAGCCUUUUGAUGCUUCGUCUUCUGCAAUGCAACGCCUCCUCAUGUUGGCUUCACACAAUGUUCGAUCAAUCUGAGCAUUGAGCGCGUCAAGGGUCUUGCGGAAGGCCUUUUGUUGCUGCUUCUUUUGAUGGGCUGCCUGAGUACCGUUUCCACUUUCAUUGCCGAGUUCAAUGUAGUUUAGAUUAGAUCAAAGUAGAAUAUCGCUUGUAUAAAAAAUUUAAAAAACCACAAAAUUAGAGCCUAUUUAGUAUCCUACUUGAAUCCAAUUUUAUAAACUCAAAAAUAGAUUUAGCCCAAAA